This is a messenger RNA of Microtus oregoni (creeping vole), 5167 nucleotides long. RefSeq names its product yippee like 2 (gene Ypel2). The coding region runs from base 447 to 806 and encodes 119 amino acids. NCBI's taxonomy places the organism in Eukaryota, Metazoa, Chordata, Mammalia, Rodentia, Cricetidae. The transcript is spliced from 6 exons. The record is from RefSeq and is a predicted model, not a curated record.
CCGGCAAGCCCCCGGCCCGGACUCGGAGGGAUGCGGAGCGGCAGUGGCGGCGGCGGUGGCGGAGACUGUGGCUUUAAGAGCGCACAGGGAGCGCCAGAGUCAGCCGUGCAGUCCUUCGUAGCCAAGCACUCCGGAGGAGCCGAGCCUGGCGCUGGCGGGACCGGGCAGCCUGCCGCCAGGUGGUGGCUUCAAGUGUUGGCGUGCUCCUGGAGUCUGAAAAUAGAUGAGAUUUCUGGACUGUUGGAUGUGGCUGCCGAGAACCAGCUGUGGGCCUCUGCUAGAGAGUCCUUCCUCUGAAGACGUCACCAGUGUGUGGAGCCUGCCGCACACCCACCCCCUGCCAAACCACGGCCUUUACCUGUGUCUUCCGGUGUUUCCCGUGCGACCCGUCCUGUGGGAGUGCCUCGUGGGCUGCCCCAGAGUUCGCCCCGCGCUCAGCUGCACCGAUGGUGAAGAUGACAAGAUCCAAGACGUUUCAGGCAUACCUGCCCUCCUGCCACCGCACCUACAGCUGCAUCCACUGCAGAGCUCACCUGGCCAAUCAUGACGAACUCAUUUCCAAGUCGUUCCAGGGAAGUCAAGGACGAGCAUACCUCUUUAACUCAGUAGUUAAUGUGGGCUGUGGGCCUGCAGAAGAGCGGGUGUUGCUAACAGGCCUCCAUGCGGUCGCAGACAUCUACUGUGAAAACUGCAAAACCACUUUGGGCUGGAAAUAUGAACAUGCUUUUGAAAGCAGUCAGAAAUAUAAAGAAGGCAAAUACAUCAUUGAACUAGCACACAUGAUCAAGGACAAUGGCUGGGACUGACCCGACAGCGUCCAUCCGGUCCAGCAUCCACAUGAAUGCCAUCCAAUCGAACAUUCUACCCAAGCGUGAGAGAGUGACUGAACACUUGGUUCCAUCCAUUCAGGGGCCUUGCCAUCAGGGGGCAUACUCCUACCCUGACGCCAUCUUUUUCGGUGACUGGCCUCUGAAUCGCUGUCUCUCUGUCUCUUUGCUUUGUAUCUGUUUGUGAGUUGAUCUUGGCUUCUCUGUUCCAGUGUUGGCUGAAAACAAAAUGACAAACAGAACAGAUCCUUGGCUGUGUGGGGCCGUGUGGUGGCGUCCACCUUGAACGGGGGCCCCCAGCCCAUAUGAGAGCUGCCUAAUUGUCAGAGCAGUGGCACCUGGGCACAAGGAAGAGCAAAGAUGAACCCGAGAGUCCUGGGGUUGGGGAAGGGGCAGGAGGGUAGAGGUAGAACAAAGCCGUGCUACUCUUGGGGACCUGGCUUGAAAUAAUUGACUCUUUCUACAGGACAAAGAGAAAAAAAAAAUACCUCAUGGCUAUGUUCUCUCUGACGACAAACUUCUGUCCUAACAUCAAAUGUGCCAGGAUAGCAGAUUAGCACAAGAAAUGGCCCUGAUUCUUGCUGACAGGGCAAGACCCUGGCAUUCUGGGCCACGGAAUGUCCUUCUAGGGUGGGUAGGGGGUAGGUAAAGCCCAAAUGGGUUUUAGUGACUCUGAUGCCUCCUGCCCCCACCCCACCCAUGGGCAAUCACCUUCUUGGUUUCUUUCACUCUUUCAGUGAAGGGAGAAAUGCAAGAUGCAAAUAUUCCAUUUAGCCAGCAGCACCCUGAAAUCCACAGUGGAGGAAAGCCAGGGAGCACGGGUCGCAGCCUGGGAACUCCUGAUAACGAGCAGGAAAGUAACAAUGGGUCACUAGUCAGCAGUUCUGUGGGAGCAAUGCAGUGAGGAGAGGUUCGGGGAGGAACAGUUUAGAUUUGGGCCAGUCUGGGCUCGGCGCAUCCUUCCUCGGGGUGCAGUAGCUUCCACGGGAUUAGCAGUUCUCUGUGCAUAGUGUUUCUGGUUUGCUUUUUUUCUCCAGUUCCAUCAUAACCUAGGAAGCAAAGAUCCAAGAUUGCAUCCCCCUCGUGCCUCCAUUGUUUUAGACCCGAGUGUCUUAUGUGGGGAGAGUAAUCUUCUGACAGUGUGGUCCUGCAGUGGGGAGGAAUCAUAGGUUCACUGUGGCCCCCUCACCCAUCACCCCACCCAAGCUUUGCAUUAGCAAUGGGGAAAAUUCCCUGUAAGUCUCGACGCUAAGGAACUUAGCGCAUUGAGUCAACACUGAAUGUUUUACAGCUAUGACGUGGCACAUGGCUGAAACUCAUUUGAAUUAAUUUCAUUUCCUAGGCAGAAAAUAAUGUUAAAAUACACACAUAGUAGGUAAUUCUCAACAUUGUUCUCCAACUAGGCUGGUCCUACAGGAAAAUGCACUUCUUAAAAAAAAAGCCUAAUAAAAGAAUUCAUGGGAAUAAGAAUCUGUAAAACUGGUUAACUCAGACUAAAGCAUCUGACCCAGGGCAUUUUCAAAUCUCAUCUUCAACAGAACUAAUUUCCCAGCAGGAGAGCUGUGGUUCCCUGGCUUUGUCCCCUGUGUCCUGAUCUGGGACUUGGCCCUGCCCUGCUGGUGGUGAUGGCGAGGUGGCAGAGAGCUGGUCAGGCCUGUUUAACAGCAGAUCGCUCCUCUUGUGGGACAUAAGGAUUCCUAGAAACAGGAUUUUGUUCCUCAAGUCUCCUUGUCCAGAGCCUUGGAACAUUAGCUCCACCUCCCAUCCCCCACCACCACCACCAUGGACUGCAGGACAGACUGAGCCUCAGAAGGAGUAAGUUUUGCUUCCUGAAAACCACUUGGUGGCUCCCAGGCUCAAGUUCUCAGUGACACACAUUUUUUCCACUUUCACAUUCCAAAACUGUCUCCAGAGUCAUGCCUUGUCGCGUUCACCCCCCAAUCCUGCCCGAGGGAAGUGGCCUUCAUUUAAGGAUUUGAUUACACACACCCUUUGCUCAGGGAAUAUCCCAGCUCUACUAAAGUCCUUUUUCUUUUUUUAAUGGACAGUGGGGGUUAAACCUAGGUGGAUAGUUUUUCUUUAAAACUAAAAUUAGUGAGGCGUAGAACUUGGAUAUGUGAUGUCCUGCCAUUCUCAAGGGUCAGAGAAGGAGACCAGUGUGCCACUGUUUUUACUUGGUGGGGUCCUUGAUCAUCCUGGACCAGAGCAAGCUCCAGUAGGAGCCUGGUUCUGGAUUUUUCUUGAACUGCUGUCUGAUGAGCAUCCAGUGGGUGUCUGGCACUAUAUAUGGUGCCAAAAGGGAGUAGCAGGUCAGUUUUUCCAUAGCUACUUUGGGGGUGGGACCAAAACCCAUUAGGCUUCUCUUUGUGGCAAUGACACCAGAAGUGCUUCUUAGACCCUUCGCUCCAUCCGCGCUCCAUCCGCGGCGUGUCUGCCUGACACUUAGCAGUGUGACCCUCGCUCCACCCACGGCUUGUCUGCCUGACACUUAGCAGUUUUAGAGUCCACAGCUGAGCAAGGGAGACAAGCGCGCUCCAAGCCUCCGUCAGUUUCUUUAUUUUCCUCACCAAAUUAUUGACUCAGCAUAACCAAAGACCUCAUCCAUUCACCCCACAUAGGUUCAGGGAGUUGGAGUUGAUCGGGUGACCUUGGGCAGGGGUGGGUGAACAGCAAAGAGUGAAAGGGAGGGGCCUCAAGUUCUGUACCUCAGCCCACAGCUGCCUUCGUUUUGAACUGAAGACUAGCUGACCAGCUCCCAUUCCGUCUCCCCGUGCCACUGUAAGGUAAUAGGGCCAUGGCCACCCUGGAGUACGUUCACCCCCUCCCCCAUAUUUCCCUAGGCUGCUAAUGGGUGAAUGAGCAUGAGUCAAGGGUAGCCAAGCUUGAUGCCCACGGGCUCUCGGCUGGGCCUGGCUGAGUCCCGCCCCAGCACCUAGUCAGAUCAUGUAGAUAAGUAAAUCUUUGCUGGUAGAUCAGUGUGUACUAAAGCGGUGUCCCCUUUAUAAUAAGGUUUUCAAGUCUCUUGUGAAAUAUACUUUUGUAAAUAAUAUUUAAUUUUUUAAAUAAUAUAUUUGGUGCUGUAUUCUCAGAUCCCUGGGAGCACUUUGUUUUCAGUUCUAUGGCUUCCUCUCUGUUUCUUGAAGUACAUUUUAAGGGAAAGAGUAAUCACCAAGAUUUUUUUUUUUUAAAGAUCUGUCACUUUAACUUGGAUUGAGGCUUUAAAACAUUUUUUUUUUUUGCAUUUUUGUGUUUGCGUUUUCCCCAGUGGAACAGACUGUAGUAAAUUACCAGGUUAUGAACUGAUACUUUCUUAUCCUGUCUUGGCUAGAAAAGAAACAAGUUUCAGUAGUAAUAACUUAGAAGUAAUUGCUGUAGUUGGGAGAACUGAGAAAUUGAAAUCGUGUGUGUGUGUGUGUGUGUGUGUGUGUGUGUGUGUGUGUGUGUACUUUCUUUUCUACUGAGGACACUAUAUGAAUUACAGUUUACAUCUUGGGCACGCAGAGUUUCCCUCUCUGGUUUCCAUGUCUGAGUGGACCAACAGCAUGGAGCAGGAUUUCUCUCCCUGAGUUGGAGUGUGCUCUGUGUUCUGCUUCUAAAGCUGGCAAAGCAAACCUGUAAGAUGAAAUCGAAGUCAGGUCCAUGCUUCUGAGAUGUGAACAGAUCAGUCACACAUCCGAGGGCUCUGAUUGUUCUAGAAGCCAGGUCAUAUUAAAUGUUAACUGGUUCUGGUUCAGGCUAAAAGGACAUUGAUAACACGAUAUCUUUUUCUUUUUUCUUUUUUGAAGGUCGGAUUGCUUCAGGUUCAGGCAGAGGCUGACAAAUCAAAUUUUGAACAUCACUUUUGUAUUUAAAAAAAUCUGCCUCAAUGGAAAAUACAUUCUAGUUCUGUGAGGGGGAAAGAUUGUUUUUAAAAUCGUGAUUGAUUUCUAAAAUUACUAUACAGUCAUGAAAUGUACCAGAAUCAAAGAUAAAGCCAAGAAAGACCUUAUUGUCUCUACAAGGUUAGCUCUGCCCCGUGUUCUACAGUGUUUUGGUGAAGGCGGAAUCAGUCCCCUCUUCCCAGCCCGCAGAGACUUGUGUACCACAGGUUUGUCUGUCUGUCUGUGUUUACAAACUGUAUUGUUGGAUUUCAAAUUGUGUUUGUUUCUCAUUUUCGGUUGUCUUUGGUGGCAUUUUUUUCCCCCGCAGGUCACUUUGCUCCAAUAACAAAGGCGAUUGUUUUUUGAGUGAUUCGUCUUCACCUCUUUUCGGUAUCUGUACAUAAUGACUCAGUAUUAGUGAGAAGUUGCAUUGUUUGUCGUUUCCUAUCUGUGUUGGUGCUCAUUUGAGAAAAUAAAGUU